Messenger RNA from Eublepharis macularius, 7747 nucleotides. RefSeq names its product NKD inhibitor of WNT signaling pathway 1 (gene NKD1). The transcript has 10 exons. Gene Ontology annotation, biological process: negative regulation of Wnt signaling pathway. NCBI's taxonomy places the organism in Eukaryota, Metazoa, Chordata, Lepidosauria, Squamata, Eublepharidae. Gene Ontology annotation, molecular function: calcium ion binding. Gene Ontology annotation, cellular component: cytoplasm. The coding region runs from base 410 to 1816 and encodes 468 amino acids. The record is from RefSeq and is a predicted model, not a curated record.
CAGAAGAGAGAAUCGCAGCCAACUCUGGGUUGCUUGCAAGAAGGCUGUGAUUGGAACAGGCUCCGCUGUUGUGUGUCUGCAACUACACACACACACACACACACACCCAAACGUGCAUAUGUAUCUAUAUGAAAUGCAUGUAAUUGCUUCUGUUCUUAUGCUGUGGCUUGGAAAGAAGGAAGAGGACAGAUCGGAGCACAUGGAUUUCUAAAAAAACAGAGAGAGAGACCUGUUGGGAAUUUAUAGGUGUAUAUAUUUUAUAUAGAUAGCUAUAUAAAGUGUGUGUUUAUCUGUCUGUCUGUACCAAGAGAGGGGAAACAGAUUCCUCCCACCUUUAUUAUUUUUGUCAAAAAGCGAUGAACUCAACCACCCUUCGCUGACCCUGUCCGAUGCAUUCGAUGCCCAGAAGAUGGGGAAACUUCAUUCGAAACAUGCCGCUGUUUGUAAACUGAGAGAAAGUCCCGAAGGUGAUAGUUUUGCUGUGAAUGCCUCCCUGGCUCGGAAAGGGCUGGAGGACUGGAUGGUGAAGCAGAAAUAUCUGGGAAGCGGGAGCAGCAGUUUGGGACCCCAGCCCGGCUGUCAGCACCGAACAGUUUGCAGGCUCUCUGGCUCCAGAGAUCCCACAGGGGAAGGAUUCAGAGAGGCUGUUGAAAAUGAACACUUCCACCUGGAAGUGGCUUUGCCCCCAGAGAAGAUGGAUGGAGCUUGCAGUGGCGAUGAAAAGAAAAUGGAAAAGGAAACUGAUGCACGUGCAAGUGCCAAGAAGCAACUAAAAUUUGAGGAACUGCAGUGUGAUGUGUCCGUUGAAGAAGACAACAGGCAAGAAUGGACUUUCACCCUGUAUGACUUUGACAACAACGGCCGAGUCACACGUGAGGACAUCACCAGCUUGCUUCAUACCAUCUAUGAGGUAGUCGAUGCUUCGGUAAACCACUCUCCCAGUUCCAGUAAAACCUUGCGCGUGAAGCUUACUGUGGCACCAGAUGGAAGUCAGAAGAAAAAAAGUAUUCUACUGAACCACACCGAUCUUCAGAGCUCAAGGCACCGAACAGAGAGCAAAGCCAACGAAGAACUAAGGAGCUGUGAAAAGAAGCAGCGAGGGUCCCUCAGGUACCACCAUGCUGAUAUCAAGUCUGAACAAAGUGAGUGCUAUCGUCAUUGUGUCGAUGAAAACAUUGAAAGGAGAAACCACUAUUUGGAUCUUGCUGGAAUAGAAAACUACACUUCGAAAUUUGGACCAGGCUCUCCACCUGCUGCUCAAAAACAGGACCUGCCAGUCCGAGUUGCAAAUCCAACGAGAUCCCGUUCCCACGAACCAGAAAUCUUCCAUGGUCACCAGAGGAAAUCUCCAGCAGCAGACCCCGGCCACGUCAACUUAAUGGAAGCUUCCUAUGCAAAGCUGGCAGAAAUACAGCAGCGGCUGCGGAGUCAGGAGGCGAACAGGCACUUUGUGAAAUCUCCAAAGGCUCAGAGCAAAACCACGGCUUCUGUUAACACAGGGAGGGCUGUCCGGAGUAAACCUGUCGCGGGAGCAUCAGUACCGAUGACUUCUCCUACCGCGCGGGUGGGCCCAAACCUUCCUUACCUUCCCAUGCAGUCGCAGCAGACUUACAAGAAACACAAGCAGAGGGCCAAGGAGGCUCACCAAAUGUGCAAAGCCUUCCAGGCCCCAGGGACAGUUGUGGAAAAAGAGCACGUCAGAGACCUACCCGCAGUCAUCUUGUACGAAGGCCAAGUCGGACAGAUGAUCCAGCGGCACGAACACCACCACCACCACGAACACCACCACCACUACCACCACUUCUACCAGACAUGAGACGGACCGCCCCUCGCCCCGCAUCCGAUAGGGAUCAUCCUUUAUGAAGGAAACCUGUGCAGCGGUUCUCCCACAAAAGGGCAUCCUUCUUAUCGACCUUGUUGCUACUCCAUUAAUAAUCCUCUAGUACCUACGAUAGGACUUAAAACACUAAUAAUAAUAAUAUUAAUAACCUAACACUAUUUAUAUUACGUGAAAUUGUAUAGUUUACUUUGGUAACUUGUGGAAUUUUUUUUUAAGUUGGCUUGUACAAAAAACCCACACACACACACACCACCGCAAACAGCCAAUAGCUAUUCUAAGGGGCUGUGUCUGAAAGCAGGCACACGCACGCACGCACGCACACCACUGCAAACAGCCAAUAGCUAUUCUAAGGAGCUGUGUCUGAAAGCAGGCCAUCCAUGCACUUCAGAGAAGGAUCUCUUCCUGAGUGGUACUGGGAGUGAUGCUUCUAGCAAAUGCGCUGUGGCUCGGUAUCUGGCUUAGCCACACGCCGGCUCGGUGCACGUGAGCCUGUCGUCAGGGGAGCAACGUUCCAAGAUUCUGGACUCCGGAAAUACAAACUACUGCUACCUCUAGUCUGAUUCAGAACUUCUUAUUGAUUGUACUACGGGAGGAUUAUUGAUUUAUUAUUGAUUGUGCUACGGGAGGAUGUUUUUUACUCCAUUGCAUUCACGUGGCCUGUUUAUGUUGUACUUCUCACCUCUUUACAAGCUAUAUCUUAAUAUUAAUAAUGAGGAAAAUAUUAACUUUAUUUGUCAACACAGCUACUUUUUUUUCAACAUUUUUAAAAAAUAUCUCAGUUCUUUGGUUUUCAUUUUCAAGUCUUUUUUUUUUUAAUCCUAACUGGUGUAUUUAUGAACUGGUGUUUAUUUCAGCAUAUCUGCUCUUUUUCUUUACUGGGCGAUGCAUAUCAGAGAGUUGUUUAAGCAGCGCACUUCGGCACCAGUGUAGGCUUACAAAGUGCCUGCUUCCAGUGGACACUUGCUCACAACUGCAUUCACAUUACUGGCACUGCUGAUUUUUGUGGCAGUAGAAAAGUGGGCUGGGGGUGACAUCUGACCUGGAAGUGAUGUAAUUUGCUCCAGGAAUCACCCCUGAUUCUUUAUGGGUUUUACCAUAGAGAUUUGGAGGGAUUCCUAGAGCAUCGUUCAGAAGUGAUGUUACUGCUGGGUCAGGUGCACACUCCCCGGGCCCCAUCCCAGAAAUUUCCCAGGGGAUGCAAGCAGAGGCUUGGCAAACCUACACCAAUGGGCUAAAAAGUGAAAGGGUGACGAAUGUACCGUACUCAAUUUAUUCCCAUUUAUGGCUCCACUCCUAGCCAUGCUGAGGAAGUAUGUAGUCCUCAGAGCUUGAAAUGCUGCUGCUGUUACCCUCCGUUCCACCUUCCUCAGGUGUCACCCUGUGAUGAAAUCACCAACUUGCUUGUUUUUUUCCAGACAAGUAAGGUCUUAUGGCUUGCACUUCCCUGGAGUGUGCUCUGAGACCAGAACUGGCAUGGUUGAGAAGGUGCCACCACACCCCACCAGUCUGAAAAGAAACAUGUAUAAGACCGAGAUGCAACUGCCAAGAAAAAAUGCUAUCAAGAAAAAUGCCAUGUUCUAACUUCUACAGAAGCCAUCUUUCUUGAAACUUUGGUUCUUUUCCACAAUUGUUACUCAGCCCAUAACUUAACUUCACUGUGUUUUGUUUUGUUGUUUGGGGGUUUUUCUGUAACUUUUUAAAAAAAUCAUUUAAUCCUACAGUUUGUGAGAUUCCCCCCUCCCCCUGGUUUGUUUUGUUUUUUAAGAGAGCAAAAGAGACUUGUGGAAAGAAUAUGCUUUCUUACUUUAACUUUUGACAUAUAUCUAUAUACACACACACACACACACACACACACACAUACACUUAUACAUACAUACUCUCAGGUACAUUUUCUUGUGUUUUUAGAAGUCUGUGGCUUUUGAAUAUUUAACAUUUUAAUCUUAAAACAGUGACUUCUUGGGAGUGUCUCAAAUCCCCACGUUGUGUGCGCCUGUCUUCUCUUUCAAUGCCUCUGAGCUUUGGUGCCUAUUCCCUUCUGCCUAUUCCCUUUCUGGAAAAGGAUUUCCGGUAUUACUGAUCUCUUCUGGCUUCUCCCCAGUCACUCCCCCUCAUUAGGGUGACCAGGUACUUAUACCCUGCCAGUGUGUGUGUGUGGGGGGAGACCUGGCACUUACCUCAUGCCAUUUGCGUGGUCAUUCUUCCCUUGUGCGUCUUGCACGUGUGUAAUCCAGCACUUGCACAAUGACAUCACUUCCAGUAGUGAUGUCAUCACGCAGGCCGCAGAAGUGCCUCUGCACUCUGCAUGGGGCUGAUUCAGCCCAUUUGGGGCCCAAAUAGCCUCCAAAUGAAGUGUGGGAGCGCUCCCACAGCCGGAGCAACAAUGUCAGUUUCCGAAGUGAUGUUGCUGUGCUCCCUGGGAGCGCGUGCACCAUAGGUGUUUCUGGGGUGACUGCGGGUGGCGGCCGACCUCUGAAGGACUCGCCACCUCCUGCCGAUCACUGGCGGAUCGGCGGGUGAGGGGGCAAAUCCCUGGGAAUUUGCCCACCACCGGCAGGCACCUGAGACCCCUACCCCCCACCCAGGGCUUCCAUUCCAUAAACACAACAGGUGUCCAAAAUCUAGAAAAAUUAUUCAUUAUCAAAGGUGAAAGAAAACCUAGGAAAAGUGUGACCAAAAGAGUUGGCGAUUUUGGCAUUACCAAUAGGGAUUGGGAGAGGAAGGCACCUGGACUGAAUCUAGCUCCCUUGAGGAGCACAGCACCACUCCCCCACAUUGCCAACCUCGAGGCAAGAGCAUGGUGUUCUUCCUGGCAGUGCUCACUGGGGGUGGAAGGAAAGCCUCCACCCCUGCCUCACAGCUGAUUUGCGCAACUAUUUGCGCAUAGUUACAAUAAGAGCUAUCGAGGUUGUGCCAAGACUUUGGGCCCUUGCCGUAGACCUUGGCCUUAAUCCCCACCAGGCACAGCAGCCACACAAAAUGAAACCAGGGCAGUGGCCUCUCGACUUGCGUCUCUCCCAUUUGAGGAGCGACAGAGGCUUGGAGGGAACUCAUGGGCAUGGACCCAUGCAAAUAGGAAUGAGGUGUGCUGUAUAAGGUGGAAGCUGUGCCAGAGACUGUCGUUCAGGUUGGGCAGGAAGCAGUUAAGGCUCCCUGCCUCUGGAUCAUUGGAUGUGGGAGGAGCAAGCGGGUAGGCGGAGCCAUUUGCAUCAGGACUUGCUUUCUGCGGGGAUAAUGGCAAAGCAAGACAUUGUUUAAGGUCUGUGGUGGUGAUUGAGUAGGAAGGGGGGUUAUUUAUUCUUUUGCAAGGUGGUGAAGGAUGUUGGAAGAAGGGAAAGUAUUUUGGUGCGUGUCUUCGUUUUGCAGAAGGUUACCAGGAAGACAAUCUUGGCAUGGACGGUGAAGGGGCGAGCACGUUAUUGUCCCAUCCCCUCCCGCUGGCAAAAGUUGUGCCAGACCAGUUUAUAGGCAGCCAACAAGGAAACCAAAAUCCCUUUGUCAGUUUUGGAACAUGGAAGGAAAUACUGGCUAUACACAGGAUUUUAAAACACACACACACUUGAGUUUGCUUCUUGUGACUUUGAAGCUUCCGUGAUUUUUUUUGUCCGUUUGUUUACAAUAUUGUGAAAUGUUUCUAUGCUACAUUUUGGUGUGUGUGUGGGGGGGGUUACAUAAAGGGUAGGAUUGUGUGUGUUUGAGUGUGUUUCCAGCUCUACUAUUUGAUCGGUUCUGGAUAGUGUGAUUUCCAAGCACUGUCUCUUUUCGAGAUCCUGGUAUCUCUUAGGGAUGUCUCUUUUAGACAGUUGAUGAUAAGUUUUUUUGCAGAUUGAUGCUGGAAUCAUUAAUCAGUGCUCCAAUUCACGGGGUGGGGGGAUGACGCAACUUAGCAACUAUUUAUCCCCCUUUCCCCCCUCUAAGCAGAAUAAAACAAAAACCUGUUUUAUUUUAACGUCUUUUCAUCCGGUCAACUUCUUGUCCCGUUACAUCUGGCACAAUACUUCAGAGUGUAUUUGGUCUGUGUGAUGACCUGCCCAUUUUGUUUAUUCUUUACGUUUCUAAAUUUCAACAUUAUUUAUAGGCUGAAUUUUCUGUAUAGAAAAUCUGGGGCAUGGUAGGAUGGGAGGUUAGCAGUGUCUUUACUUACCACUGAAUUGUUCUAGUCUAUGGCUAUUUUUGCUGCUUGUGUUUAUCGGUCCCUUAAUUUUUCUCCUAUGUAUAUAUAAUUAUGGGCUGCAAAAAAAAGGCAUUUACAUGUCUAGUAGAAGGAAUAAGCUUAUUUAUAUGAUAGUGUUAAACGAAGUCUGAUAUAUUCAAGUGAUUUUGUUUUACUGCAUGCAACCCCACAAGUGUAUCUCACAUUCCAUUGGAGAAAGAUGCUAUGCUGUUGGAUCCCUGAGCAAGUGGUAUUAUUUUGACUGCGCAUUUUCCAUGUGCAAUUUGGCAACUUGAACAAAGCAAAAGAAUAGAUUUCUUUCUGUAAAGGUGAUACAGGAUUUUUUUAAAAAAACAUGAGAUUGGGACAGACGAGCAAUGGGUUUUAGAGCCAGCCACGGCCCUGACACACUCUCCAUUUUGAGUAAAAGUUUGGAAGAGUUGGUGACUAGAUUCCUUGCAUUAUUCCAGAUGUUCUCUGUGUGUUGGUGUUGAAUUAACUUCUCUUCAAUAUGAUCUUCAGUGAUGCAGCAUGUGAGGGCGUGUUAGGGGAUGAAUUGUGUGUAGAUUGUUCUGUAGAUCAAAUUUUUUUAAAAAAAUUAACCUCAGGGUGUCUGUCCUAGAAUGGCGCUUCUUAAGGCUGGUUUUGUGAUGGUGGCAGUCAGGAGAUAAGUGAAGGGUUGAAUUUAACUCCUGACUAGAAAUGGGCACGAACUGAAAUACAAAUCAAAGUUCAUCAUGAACCGGGCUGAUUCAUGGUUCGCAAACAAGCGGUUUGUCAGAGCCCAUUUCUGAUGAACCAUCACGAACUUUAGGCUGGUUCGUUUGGUUCAUUUUUUGGUUUGUCACUGCAGACAGCCUGGCGCCAAUCAAUCUGUUUCCUCAGCAACAGGGGGAGAUGGGCUUUCUGUAGACCUUCUGCUGCCCCAGAAGUGACAUUUUCACAAACCGGUUCGUGAACUGUUGCAAGGUUGUGAAAGUUUAUGGUUUGUGAAAUGCGAUGAACCACGAACCACGGUUUGUGCCCAUCUCUACUCCUAAUCAAAAGUGGCCAUUGUUUGCUAUAACCUUGUUCUCAUGGAAGUGUAAAGUUGAAACUUGAGUUGGAGUAUUUGCAGGUGGAAGGCUUAUAUGAGGGAAUGUCCAUAUACAAAAACAUGUAUCCACAUGUUGGAAAACUAGUAUGUGAGGGCAUGGCUAGUGCUAGAAUCCUUCUUGACAUAAUAGCUUUCAGUGUAGAGGGAAUUUUCUUUGCAUAGUGGGACGGUCCAUAAAAACCUCCAUCUGCAGGUUUUUUACAGCCUUGGAUAAAGGAUAGGAUAAAAAAGCAGGAGCUUAGAUUGAUUUCCCAGGUUGCAAAAUGGAAGCCACAAACUUCCUUUAGCACACCAUUUUGGUGGCUAUUGUCAAAGUGUUGUUUUCCCCCCAAUUGCACUGAGACCCAAUGAUGUUCUUUCAGAAAAGGGGGGUAGGGUAUACUCCUGGGGCUGAGGGAGUGUGUGUGUAUGUAUGUAUGUGGGUAGAAAUGUGGAAAGUUCAUCUGUAUUGCAAUAGAUGGGAGUUCUGUCAUUGACCUUGAAGCGUUAAGCUUUCAAAGCAUCAAAGGUGAAUAUUGAAGGAAAUCGGGCGGGUGUGGUGGUUACAGGUCACCUUUUGUUCACUUUUCAAAUGUUCAAACUGUAUCUCUCUUAGAUUUUGUGAAAUAUAAGCAGGGCUUUUUUUCUGGGAAAAGAGGUGGUGGAACUCAGUGGGUUGCCC